AUGAGUCUUGUUGAUUCGGAUUCGGAUGAGGAGGAGGAUGCCACGUCCGCUCAGCCAUAUGUAAAUCUCAUGAAGAGACUCAUUGAGACUAACCCGCAAAAGGCAAAGAGGAGAAAGCUUGACCAUGCUCCAGCAGAGGACAAUCAACCAGAGGCAGCGCCAGCGCCAGAAUCUGGCGACGAGGAUGAGAGAGACGAUGAGCAGGAGGAGCAAAGAGAUGUUGACGAAGUUGAAGAGGCUGAGGAGGACACCGCUGAUAUCCAACCCGAAGAUCUCUUUGAUGAGGACGAUGAUCUGGACGAGACCGACCCAUUCGAAACUCACAUCUCAAACCCCGACGAAAACACAGUACCGCCAAGAGUGCGAGCUGCGCAAAACGGAAAAUGGAAGAUGCAACGGCAGCCUUUUGAGUCCACCAGGGCCUAUUGGAGUUAUCCACAGACAGAGGACGGACAGGAGUUGCCAUUACCAGCACCAAUAACGAGUGUUUCGAAUCUGCAUCUCAAAAAACGGCUGAAGGAGGUUAUGGAAUUCAAAAGAUCAACCUUUGGCGUUGUUGAGAAGACCGUGGCACCGUUCCUUUUCAACUAUCGGGAUAUGCUGUACUGCGACAGAACAGUUGGAUCAUCACAGGAUCUUCGGAAUCUGGCGGCCUUGCAUGCUCUCAAUCAUCUUUACAAGACCCGCGACCGAGUGAUCAAGAACAACGCCAGACUCGCCAAAGCCGAUGCCAACGAAGACCUCGAGCUUAGGGAUCAGGGCUUCACCCGUCCCAAAGUUCUCAUGCUACUCCCAACUAGGCAGUCAUGCGUCAAGAUGGUCGACAGCAUUCUUUCUGUUUGCCAACCAGACCAGCAGGAGAACAGGAAGCGUUUUGAAGACGGAUAUAUCGAAAAGCUGUCCAAGUUCUCUGAUGACAAGCCAGAAGAUUUCCGGGACCUCUUCUCAGGCAACGACGACGACAUGUUCCGCCUCGGGAUGAAGUUCACCCGCAAGUCUGUCAAGUACUUUUCUCAGUUCUACAACUCGGACAUCAUCUUUGCUAGUCCUCUGGGUCUCCGUAUGGCCAUCGGUUCCGAAGAAGAAAGAAAGGUCGACUUUGACUUCCUCUCGUCGAUCGAGCUCGUCAUUGUCGAUCAAGCCGACGCUCUCCUGAUGCAGAACUGGGAGCACGUCGAGUUUAUCUUCGAGCACCUCAACAUCCAACCCAAGGACGCCCACGGCUGCGACUUUAGCCGUGUCCGCAGCUGGUACCUCGACGACCAGGCCAAGUACUUCCGCCAGACUGUCGUAUUCUCGGCCUUCAACACCCCCGAGCUGGCCGAGCUCAUGCGUGCCCACUGUCACAACUGGGCCGGCAAAGUCCGUCUCCAACAAGAAUGCCCCGGCACAAUCCAAUAUCUCCCUGUCAAGGCUCGCCAAACAUUCAGCCGCUUCGACGCCCCCACCGUCGCCGCCGACCCAGACGCCCGUUUCAACUACUUCACCAAGGCCAUCGUGCCUCUUCUCACCAAGCGCAAUGCCAAAGACGCCAACAGCACCCUCAUCUUCAUCCCUUCCUAUCUCGACUUUGUCCGGGUCAGAAACUUCUUCGCCAACAACCCCAUCGUGGAGGCUGUCACCUUUGGUACCAUAUCCGAAUACGCGGACAUUCCCGAGGCUUCCAGGGCGAGGUCUCAUUUCCUGACGGGAAGGCACAAGGUGCUGCUGUACACCGAGCGAGCCCACCACUUUAGACGGUAUCAGAUCAAGGGUGUCAAGAGGGUGAUUAUGUACUCGUUACCGGACAACCCGCUUUUCUACCGAGAGAUUGCGGGUGGCUACCUCCAGAAGAGCGAGCAGAGCUUGAUGGUGGAGCACGGACAGGGAGUGGUCAGGGUGAUGUUUAGUAAGUAUGACUUGAUGAAGCUGGAGAGGAUUGUGGGGACUUCGAGGGUAGGAAAGAUGAUCAAGGAGCAGGGGGACACUUUUGAUUUUGUAUAG
This is a messenger RNA of Podospora anserina S mat+, 1983 nucleotides long. RefSeq lists its product as uncharacterized. The transcript has a single exon. The coding region runs from base 1 to 1983 and encodes 660 amino acids. Gene Ontology annotation, cellular component: nucleolus; small-subunit processome. The record is from RefSeq and is a predicted model, not a curated record. Gene Ontology annotation, molecular function: U3 snoRNA binding; rRNA binding. NCBI's taxonomy places the organism in Eukaryota, Fungi, Ascomycota, Sordariomycetes, Sordariales, Podosporaceae. Gene Ontology annotation, biological process: maturation of SSU-rRNA from tricistronic rRNA transcript (SSU-rRNA, 5.8S rRNA, LSU-rRNA).